Diversispora eburnea is the source of this 276-nucleotide messenger RNA. The record is from the annotation of a GenBank genome assembly. NCBI's taxonomy places the organism in Eukaryota, Fungi, Glomeromycota, Glomeromycetes, Diversisporales, Diversisporaceae.
AUGAUUCAGAAACCUGGCAUAAUGACCGAUAGCUCAACCAGUGGCCCCCAAGGAGAUCAACAAGAAUCCACAGCAUCAUUUAUUUCAAAAGAACCAACAAACAUAAAAAGUAAUAUUAAAAACAACAGUGAUAUCAAAGAUACGGAAGUUACGGUCACGAUAGAGCAACCCGAAGUAAUAAUUAAUAAUGACAAUGAUAAAGGUAAAGGAAAACAAAUUGACAUUGAAGAAUUGACAAUUGAUAUCGAAGAAAAUAACGGGAACGAAUGGACCGAA